GCGGAUCUUCAGUGCUCUAUAUAAACACACAGACGCCAUCGUUGUAAAUUUUCAAUGCAGAAUCGUGGAAGUAAAGCAGUUGGAUCAGUGAUGGAUUCCAAACCUCGCAGACUUCCCUUCAAGGUGUCCAGCUCGUCUUCCUACUCUCCGUCUUCCUCCUCCUCCUCCUCUUCCUCCGCCUCUUCCCUGAGGUCCAGCAGGCUGUUUGGGAGCAGCAGCAUCCCCAGCAGAGACGGCUACACCCACAGCUACACCCACGCCAAAAACCUCAAACUAGAUGCAGACUACAAGAGCUCCUGGCUUCAGCUCCCGUCUCGAGACUACACCCCGUCUGAUGUCCGUCCCUCCUGGAAGACCCCCUCCACGACGCGUGACACCCCCUGGUCUCAGAGCUCCCUGUCCAGCCGAAGCAAGCUGACGGAGUCAGAGCACAGGCUGGGGACUUACUCUGGCCUGGUGGGCUCAGCUGACGAUGGAGACACCAAGAGAGCCAAGCUGUCCUACAUGAGCAGGACGUCAGCGUACACCAGAAGCCCUUCCUCCUCUCUGAGCAGCUCCUCCUACUGCACCCCCUCCCCCCUCACCAGCACCUCAGAUUCCUCCUGGAGGACAUACCGGCCUUCAUCGCACACCUCGUCUUCCUCCUCUUCCUCGGAGGCGCUGCGCUCGUGGCGGGAGCGGGAGCAGAGGGCAGACGGAGCCCUGAAGGAGAGCAGCUACAGGAGUAGCAGCCUGGGGCUGGGCUCCUCUCUGUAUCGUCCCGACCGCCUGUCCUCCAGCUACGCCCAGGGUGCCAGACCCAAAGAGCCCCUCUACUCCUCCUCCACCACCUCCUCCUCGGCCCGUGAGGUCUCCUCCCUGAGCCGCCACCUCUCCUCGGCCUACCAGCCGUCCCCCCCGGCCCGGGACCCCCGCCCCCCUGCCCGCUCCUCCUCCUCCCUCUCCUCCUCCUCCUCCUCCUCCCUCUCCUCCUCCUCCACCCUUCGCUCCUCCCUGCAGCAGGUCAAAGAGGAGCAGCCCCCCACUCCGGCUGUCUCCUCCUCCUCCCAGACCACCUCCUUCUGGUAUUCCCCGGCCUCCAGCCCCCCUCCCCCGCCCUCCAGCCCCCCGGCCCCCCGCCCAGCCCCUGAGGGUGGCGACUCUGACGGCCGUCGUUCCACGCGCCGCCUUCUCUCCCGCCUCUUCUCCCGGCGCUCCAGCCAGGACACUGCCCCCCCUCCCCUUCCAUCAACUCCUCCCCCUGCCCCCCCACUCCUCCCCUCCUCUCCUUCUCCCGCACCCCCAUCCCUCCCCCACUCCUCCUCCACGGAUACAGCUCAGGCCUUUGCCUUCCUUCGGCGUAGCUGCCAGGGCCUCUCCCCCGCCCAGGAGAGAGAGUCCCCGCGUGGAGGAGCCAGCCAGCCCAGCCAGGAGGCCUGGGGCUCGGGCAGCCAAGGCCCCGGGGCUCCCUCCUGGCUCCGCUCGCGCUGCACUCCUCUCUUCUCCCGCCACAGGAGGGAGGGGCGUGACGAGAGCGCCCUAUUGGCCAGCAGCAGUUCGGCGGAGGAGGGCCCCCGAGGUGCCCACUAUCCAACCAGGAGACGGAAUGAGCCUGAGCCAGAAGAGGAGGAAGAUGGUGAGGGUGCCGCGGGGGUGAUGGCCGCUAGCGCCGUCCUGCAGGAGGAGUUGAGGGUGGCGGGGAGGAGUCAGAGACUGGCCAGGGUCAUGAGCAGCCCACUCACCCUGCGAGGCAUGAUGGCCAUUGACAUGAUGGGCGUGGCCAGGAGCCAACCAGAGGGCCAGGAGAAGGAGAAGCCCGCCCCUUCCAGAGAUCCAGAGAAACUGCGCAAGAUCCAGGAGAGCCUGCUGCUGGAGGACAGUGACGAGGAGGAGGGAGAUCUGUGUCGGAUCUGCCAGAUGAAGGAGGAGUCUCCGGCUAACCCCCUGAUGGUGCCCUGCCACUGCACUGGCAGUCUGCAGUUUGUCCACCAGGACUGCAUCAAGCAGUGGCUCUGCUCCAAGAUCAGCUCUGGAAGUGAUCUGGAAGCCAUCACCACCUGUGAACUGUGCAAGAAGAAGCUGCAACUCAACAUCGAGAACUUUGACAUCAACGAGCUGUACAGGACCCAUGGCAGGUCAGAGUAUGAGUUCAUCUCCUGUGGGCUGUACCUGGUGGUUCUCCUACACCUGUGUGAGCAGAGGUUCUCUGAUGUUCUGGGAGCCGCCAAUGAUGCAGGGUUUUUCAACCUGGCGAGAACCCUCCACGAACACAUGGACAAUCUGGAAAGUUCCUAUAGCGACUCGGACGAGGAAGAAACCCAUGACACCCGGCCCUCUAUCGACUUCUGUGACCUUGACGACGACCUGGAGGAUUGAUUAGGGGAGGUGUGGGAAAUGUGCUGUUUUCUAGGUGAAUGGUUGUCUUUGUUUUGUCUCUCUAAUUUCAAUGUAGCAGAUUUGUUUUUUUUGUUGCUUGGCCCUAAACAAUGGUUUUCUUUAUUUUACUUAUUGCAAUAAAGUUUUGAAUGUAUAA
Hypomesus transpacificus is the source of this 2512-nucleotide messenger RNA. It is a transcript of the gene marchf7, whose product is annotated as membrane-associated ring finger (C3HC4) 7. NCBI's taxonomy places the organism in Eukaryota, Metazoa, Chordata, Actinopteri, Osmeriformes, Osmeridae. Bases 55 to 2355 code for a protein of 766 amino acids. The record is from RefSeq and is a predicted model, not a curated record. The transcript has 11 exons. Gene Ontology annotation, molecular function: zinc ion binding.